AUGGCCUACGAUGCGCCGAGCAAGGCGAGCUUCAUGGGCGUGCCGAUGAAGCACGUCUCGCUCAUUACUCUCACAGUGCAAAAUUCCGCGUUAAUACUAAUUAUGCAUUACUCGAGGAUCAUGCCCUCGGUAGGCGGCCACCGAUACUUCACAUCCACAGCUGUGUUUCUCAAUGAGGUCAUCAAGCUGGCUGUAUCCUUGACGAUAGCCAUGUACGACAUCUCGCAGACGCUGCCUCCCUCCACGCCCGCGACGGUGCUUUUCGAACAGUUGUAUAAUUCGGUCUUCUCGGGGGAUGGGUGGAAGUUGGCGAUUCCCGCGGUGCUGUACACGCUACAGAACUCGCUACAAUACGUCGCGGUCAGCAACUUGGACGCGGUGCAUUUUCAGAUUCUGUAUCAGUUGAAGAUUCUUACGACGGCUCUAUUCAGUGUCACGAUGCUCGGACGCUCGCUCUCCUCGAAGAAAUGGACCUCGCUGGUGCUGUUGACAUUUGGAGUGGCUAUUGUGCAGAUGCCGAAUAGCGAUUCUAAUGCCUAUGCGCCCAUCACGGACUCAUCCUCGCGGCUCUUCUUCCCAAGAUCCUUCCAUGAACUGGGACAAUUAACGAACGGGGCUGGGGAGGUGGCGAGGGAGUUGACGAGACGGGGUAUGGAGGGGCUCUCAGAGGGACUUACGAAGCGGUCCGCAACAUACGAGGGCAUCCAAGAGGAUAUGGGCCUCACUAAGCCGGCUAUGAACUACUCGCUAGGCCUUACUGCGGUUCUGGUCGCGGCGGUGAUAUCUGGCUUGACGGGUGUAUACUUUGAGAAAGUGCUGAAGCAAGGAACGCAGCAUGCCAGCGUCUGGACCCGCAAUAUUCAGCUGUCCUUCUACUCGCUAUUCCCGGCUCUACUCGUUGGGGUCAUCUUCAUGGACGGAGAGGAGAUUGCACAGAAAGGCUUCUUCGAUGGCUAUAACGCGGUGGUGUGGACGGCAAUCACCUUCCAAGCGAUAGGUGGUAUGCUGGUGGCCUUGUGCAUCAACUACGCGGACAACAUUGCCAAGAACUUUGCUACGUCCAUCAGCAUCAUCCUCAGCUUUUUGUUCAGCGUCUUAUUUUUCGAGUUCCAGUUUGUGUUCGGUACCGCAAUUGUGAUAUUUGCAACAUACCUAUACAGCGGUCCCGACCGAAAGAGGGUCAGACCACCCCCCAUCAACAUCGCAAGCUACGAGAAGACGACAGUCGACCACGGGUACACCCCCAAACUCGAGGAGAACAUGUUGUUGCCAAAAGCCGACCCCCUAGAUAGCCUCAAGCAGGCCGGGCUCUCUUCUUCGCGGCCCAGCUCGCCAUUGAGACACCACUCGCGAGUUGGCUCCUCACGAGGAAAGAUAAAGCGCGAUGAUUGA
Messenger RNA from Drepanopeziza brunnea f. sp. 'multigermtubi' MB_m1, 1392 nucleotides. NCBI's taxonomy places the organism in Eukaryota, Fungi, Ascomycota, Leotiomycetes, Helotiales, Drepanopezizaceae. The record is from RefSeq and is a predicted model, not a curated record.